This is a messenger RNA of Penicillium malachiteum, 987 nucleotides long. Its product is annotated as short-chain dehydrogenase. The coding region runs from base 1 to 987 and encodes 328 amino acids. The transcript has 4 exons. The record is from RefSeq and is a predicted model, not a curated record. Lineage: Eukaryota; Fungi; Ascomycota; Eurotiomycetes; Eurotiales; Aspergillaceae.
AUGUCAAACUUCAACUACGAUACCACUGGUGAGGAGGUAGCCUCCGUCUGUUCCGAUGAAAUUCUGGGCAAGAUCAUUCUUAUCACUGGACCUUCGCCCAAUAGUCUUGCUGCAAAGUUUGCCAUGACGAUCAGUGUGCACGCCCCGGCCAUGAUAAUUCUCGCCUCCCGUGAUACUUCCAAGCUGGAAGAACUCGCCGCCUCAAUCAAGGAAAUUGGACCUGCAAUCGCCAUCCGUAUCCUGAGGCUCGACUUGUCUUCUCAAGCUUCAAUCCGCGAGGCGGCCCAGGAAGUGAACAGCUAUGAAGAUGUCCCAUACAUCGAUGUACUCGUCAACAGCGCAGGGUUGAUGGCAGUUCCCUACAGUCAGACACAGGAGGGCAUCGAACUUCAAUUCGGAGUCAAUCAUGUUGGACAUUUCCUCUUCACAAAUCUGAUAAUGGGCAAAUUAAUCUCGGAAGAUGGAAGUCGGAGUAGCCGCGUACUUAACGUCUCAAGCGUUGGUCACGAGUUAUCACGAGUGAGAUUUGAGGACUAUAACUUCAAGGAUGGCCAGUACUAUAACCGAUGGUAUGCAUACGGCCAAUCCAAGUCAGCGAACAUGCUAUUCUCUGUUGCACUUGCGGCAAGAUUGGCCAAGAAAGGACUCAUCUGUGUGAGCCUUCAUCCAGGUUCAGUCUUCACCAAUCUCAGCUCCCACCUGGAUAAAGAUGCAUGGGAAGAGCUUGGCGGAAUUGGAUUCCAGCUUGGGUUGCCAAGGUUCACCAGCUAUGAAGGUCUUGAUUACAAAACCCAGCAGCAGGGAGUCGCGACUUAUGUCUUCGGAGCAUUUCACGAGUCAAUCACACAGCAGGUCAACGGAAGACACCUGAGAGAUAGUCAAGUAUUGGAAAUAAGAGGGUAUAAGUCUUGGGCCCGAGAUCCCACAGAUGCGGAAGAGUUAUGGAAGCUCAGUGAAACACUUGUUGGACAAGAGUUCAACUAUUGA